ACAAAAUNAAAAAAAACUCAUAUAAAUUCUGCAACAUUACAAAAUAUUCUGGUAAACGUAUACAAACACUAGUAUUUAUUUUAUUUUAAAUUUAAAAUCGAAUGACAAUGAAUGAUGUACAUUUUACUGGUGCUGUCAAUGACGAUUUCGAGAUUAUGCUCGCUGAGGAAGACGUGUACUCAGGUAGGGGUAGCGGAUUCACGCUAGCGCAUAUCGACGGACUCAUGCUCAGCGUAUACAAGUAUACGCCCCUCGCCGGCUCAUCAUAUAUUCCGGUCCCACUCGAAAUUUUCCAUAGAAAGGCAAUAAUCAACCCACAAAACAUCAAUCAGUCCUGUUUCAUUUUGGCGAGACACGUUGGGGUUAAUAAUAAUACGCGUGUUAAUCAAAAAUAUUUUAACGAGGAACACAGGUAUGAUUUCACAGGAUUGACGUUCCCCACACUGUGUCCCAAAUUAAAAUAUUUGAACUGCUUAACCCAAACGAGUCCGUCAACGUGUACGGCUUGAAACGGGACGACGUUAAGAUGAAGUGGUCAGUGUAUCCGCUAAGAGUCGCUGACCAAGAACAACAAAAUCAUUUUGACCUGUUGUACAUCGGUGACUCUGACAAGUAUCGACUGGUAAUACGGGACUUAUAUAUGAAGUGGACGUAUCGUAUCCAGAAGAGCUGCAUGACGAGCACAACGACUUACCGUUCUUGCCUGGCAACGAUGUACCAAAGAAACCAAACUCAUGGCCACUUUGAAACCCAAACAAUGGUACGUCGAACACUAUGUCAACUUGAAACAGGCGAUCGCACACGGACUGCAAGUCGAUAAAGUAUAUAUACUUUUAGCUAUUAGCUAUGAUAUUAAUAUACUUGUCACACAGGUGCACCGCGUUUUAGAGUUUCAACAAAGUGCUUGGUUGAAACCGUAUAUUGAGUUGAACACUGAAAUGCGGAAACAAGCGGGAAAUGCUUUUGAAAUAGCGUUAUUCAAAUUAAUGAAUAAUGCCGUCUUUGGAAAAACCAUGGAGAACAUACGGAAGCGUACCCGCAUUGAGCUAAUCUCCAGUUCCAAACGUCUAAGCAAACUCGUAAACCAACCAACCUUCAACGACUGUAUCAAAUACGGCGAAAGCUUGUGCGCCGUCAUAAUGGACACAAAGAUUGUCAAGUUUAUCAAACCAAUAUACGUCGGUUUAGCAGUGCUUGACAUUAGCAAGUCGCUAAUGUACAAGUACUUCUACGACGUAUUAAAACCUUAUUAUGGCGACGCAAUUAGCCUGGUUUACAUGGAUACUGGCGAACUCCUUCAUAUACCUCAGUCAGCGACUUCUACCAGGAUUUAGCCGACAGCCCCGAUUUACUGGUGUACGUGGACGCAUCUAGCCUGCCCAAGGAUCACCCUUGUUACUCGACCUCGAGGAAGAAGACGCCUGGUCUGUUUUCAGACGAGACCGGCGGCCUCACCCUCUUUGAGAUCGCUGCACUUCGUUCAAAGUGCUAUGCAUUUGACAUGGAAGGCAGCGAAUUCAUCAAGUCUAAGGGGAUCCGCGGACAUGUCGUCCGGAACCAUCUGUCUUUGGACGAUUACAAACGAUGUUUGUUUGAAGACGAUAACGAUGGCGACGAAAUUUGAUCAACAUUAGUUUUUAUAAUAGUAAUAAGAUUGUAUAAUUCUUUAAAUAUCCAUAUUGACAAAUGUAAAAUAUAUUGUAUGCUAAACCGUGUAAUUGAAUUUAUGAUAAGGUUUUUUGUAAAUAUAAGUGUU
This is a messenger RNA of Daktulosphaira vitifoliae (grape phylloxera), 1756 nucleotides long. RefSeq lists its product as uncharacterized. The record is from RefSeq and is a predicted model, not a curated record. The coding region runs from base 735 to 1334 and encodes 199 amino acids. The transcript is spliced from 3 exons. Lineage: Eukaryota; Metazoa; Arthropoda; Insecta; Hemiptera; Phylloxeridae.